CCGUGAGAGCACGUUGCCCGUGUGUCAGUCAUCCACGUUGAUAACGUUUUUAUAUACUUGGAUAUAUAUAUAUAUUGUAUAUCUAUAUACACUACUUAACUCGCUUCGGUUCAGCUGCGCGCGCGCCCCGCGCUCUCCCGGCCACCGCGGACCGUUCUUAUUAUUUUAUUUUUCCGUUCGCCGACGACACCCUUAUCACACGGAACUGUCGACCUUGUGUGUAUGUGAUAACGCGAUCUUAAUUAUUUUUUUUUUUCAUAAUCGAUUUCGCAACCCCAUCUUCAACACCGUAGACAUUUUACAUAUAUUAUGAUCAAAUAUAAUAAUAUUAUAAUACCGAGUUUUCGGCGUACGCUAUCGUCGUAAGGUUCGACCUACACACGCUAUUAUUUUCUAACCGUUACCGUGUGUGUGUGUGUGUUUUUUUUGUGUAUUGUGUCGGGCGAGCGCUUCGUGUACGGUCUCGAGGGGUCGGUUUUAUUAUUUAAGACAACCGGGUCGUAACGACCACGAGGAUAUUAUUAUUAUUACUGUAUACUGUUAUUAUUGUUCAUUUGGCAACGGUAGCCGAACGGCGACGAUCGACGACACGCAAACCACCGGCGGACGCCCAGCGCAAACGCCACCAUCGCAAUCCGCCUCGCUUGUUCGAUUUUGGCCUAGGCCGAAAUCUUUGAACGUAAAGUGUGAGCAAAGCGGAUAAAAACGUCAGGUCACGGACCGCCUUUGGCGUGGGCAGGCCCAGGCAUUCUCACGGAUAAUGUUUCUGGAACGGCGCGUUGGGCACAGCCGCGUUCAAUGGACGGAGGACCCGGCGGCGGCAACGGCAACGGCAAUACUGACGGCGGCGGCGGUCGCGUUAACGGUGGCGGCGGCGGUGGCGGUGGUCCCAGAAGAACAUUCCAAUCGUCUUAUCAACAACAACAACAACAACAAAUGCACAAACAACAACAACAACAACAGCAGCAACAGCAUGAUCAGGCAGCAGCGGCCGUAGUGGCGGCCGCCACUCAACAGUACCUGUCGGCCGUCGCGGUCAACGCGUCCGCGCUGCAGCAGCAACAUCAACUGCAACAGCUGCAGCAACAACAACACCAGUUGCACCAGCAACUGCAACAGCAGCAUCAUAAACAUCAGCAACAGCAACAACAACAGCCUUCCGCGUACAACACUGAGGUGGACAGGUCCGAUUCGGGACUGAGCUCGUCCCGAAGCGACGAAAGGUCCGGGUCCCACUCGAGCGCGUUCAGCGGAUCCGACGACCACGGUGCGGCCACGUCGCCGCUCGGUGGCGAACAACAGCCGUUCAACAGCGGCCGACUCUGGAGGGAUCCCAACUUGUUACAGCACCCCGUGGACGGACCCUCGAGGCACGCCGAUAGCGUUCAUCAUCAGGCGCAACUGUUCAUGUCGAACGCGGCACAAAUUCCUCAGGCGCUACCCUUUCAGCCUUUCCAUCCGCCGCCCACAAUGCAGCCCGUGCCCGGCAUGGUGUGGAGACCGCCCGUGCCGAUUUCGUUCCCCAACGGCGGCCAUCAAAAACCCAUCAGCUACUAUCAACGUCUCAGCGAGCAUCAGCAAAAGCAACAACAACUCAUGCAGAACGCCAGCAGAAGCAACAACGCGGCCGCUGACAACAAAGACUCCUCGGCCAAGUACAAGGAAGCGCAGAAAGCAAAGUUCAACGACAACGGCGGCGGCGGCGGCAAAGGUCCAGGCCCUUCGGGUCAGCUCGUGGCCGCAGAGUCUCGCGAUUACAGGCGCAUGGAACUCGAGAGGAUGAUGAACCACGGUCAGAUGAACGUGCACCAGGCACAGCAGCAGAUCAAAGAAAACUCGGAGAAGCAAAAGGCCGAGGCUGCCGUCCACCAGCAUUUCGAAGAGAGCUUGAAGCUGGCCCACCAACAAAAACGUUCCAACUGGAUUUCUAGCUUGCCCACCCCACCGAGGAACGUUUACCCUCCUCAAGGAUCGAAAAGCCGACCGGAAGCCAACAAGGGAAUACCUCUGUUGGCUCCAAUCGGUCGAGGAUCCGAAAACUGGAAGGACAAGUCCAACACGGACCCCAACAGAUACACGGCGUCGGUUCCUCCCAGGUUGACUCCCAUACCGACACCAUCGUCUCACUCCAGAUCUUCACCGCAAACAUGCACAGUUAACCAGCAGUCGCCGAAAACGGGUUACGAAACCGUCAAAAACAAUAUGUUACUGAACGUGAACGACGGCGUCAACCACAAUAUGAUCUCAUACGCUCAUUACAUGCAGCCGCCCGCCGGUACCGUGUACCCCGCCUCGCCCUCCCCUUCGUCGGUGAUAGUCAGGAACGACGCGUCGUACAAGAACGGCAAUGGCGGCAGGCCCGAGGCCGGUUACUACGGCGAGUCGCCCACCGGUAAUCGCAAGUCGCCGGCCGCGGAAUCGGCCAAACAGGCCCGGGCCCCGCCGCCGCCGGCGCCCGCUGUCCAUUAUCCGCCGCCACCGGGGCAGAUGAUCAACCGCAACGCCGCCGCCAAUCUUACAAUGCGGCCGCAGAACGCGGCGUCCGGCACGCAAAACAACGGCCGUCCGCUGAUGGGCAGCCCGUCCGUGUCCAUCUACCCUUAUCCCGGACAAAUUUACGGCCGCCAACAUCUGCCGCCGCUGGCCGUCCGCCACCAGCCCACGUACUAUCCGCCUUACCGGCAGACGCCUAUCAUGGGGACGCCGCCGGUCCCGUCUGCAUACCCGCCCGACGUAGCGUCGCCACCGUCGACCCAAGACCGCAAGGACACGCCGCCGCCGGCACACGCCAACGGCUACACUAAGUACCCGACCGACUGUGCCGUACCGGUGCCGCUGACGACGGCCGACCAAUGCGAACCCCUGGACCUAGCCAUCACUGGCAACAGCCACCUUUCUCGUUCGGCGUCCACCGGACCGACGGCCGAGUUCGAAUCCGGGGGCGACACGGACGCCGACGAACAGCCCAGGUUCCCGGUGGACGCGUACGCCAACGUGGACGUCACUAGAAACGUCACGUACACCAACGCCAACGUGCCCCCGAACGUGUACUCGGAUUCCACCGUGACCGUAUAUUCGUACGCCGCAGACGUGCACGUACCCGUUAGUGCGUACUACAACGUGCCGGCAGAUGCGUACGCUGAAAACCGUGUAACUGUUUCUCCUGUAAACGGGCACGACGGAGACGGCGGCAGCAAGUCGGAUUCGCCGGCUAACGACGAGCCGAAGCCUGCCGCUGAAAAAGAAGCGCCGCAAGAACAACAGCAGGAAAUGGACGAAGAAGACGAUGAACCUUCGCCGCCGGCUCUGGUGAAAGAGGAGGAUUCGCCGCGGGCCGCCGGCAACGACGAACCGGUCGGGGACGAGACGCCGCCCGUGCUUAUGCCUGCGCCGUACACAGAUAUCCCGUCCGGCAGUGGUGGUCCCAGACCGCAUCAUCACAAACUGAAGAAAGCGUGGCUGCAGCGGCACACGUGGGCCCAAGACCUGAAGGGAACGUCGUCGCCGUCGUCGUCUUCGUCGACCGCUGCCCGGAUAGACGAGCUUCCGGCGGACGAAGGGCCGCCGGUUUUGCCGUGCGAAAACUUGCAGCCGUCCACGUCGGCCAAGGGUUUGUCGGAGAUGUCGUCGUGCGAAUCGGACGCGGACGGCAGGGCGUCGAAAAAGAGGAAAGCGUCGAGCGCCACCACGGUUUCGGACAGCGAGAACUACGACGAAACGGCGGACGGCGGUGGCUCGUCGCAAGCGACACCCGACAAACGGACGUCGUCGGCUGUCAAAGUGCCCAAAAAACGGGGCAGAAAGCCCAAAGUGUCGGUCCCCCCGAAAAAAACGAAGCUCGGCAAUGGUUACAAAAUCGGGCAGUAUUUUUUUCAGGCAGGGCCGUGCCUCACGGCCGGCCCUAAGAUAAAUAAAUGCCGUGAAUGCCGAUUGUUCUCCAUCAAAUUGAAAAACAGACCGCCCACACAAGAAGAAGUAGAUAACAUAUUUUGCCGAUUCUACGCGUUUCGCUUGCUGUACUCCAACAAGUACGGACAACUGUGCAGCGCCGGUUUUCCCGACCCGUUCAAAGACGUCACUCGGGAUGACGUCAACUUGUGGAUGCCAAACACGACCCUAAAUAUGGCCACGCUGGACACGCUCAUGGCCAGGAAAGUGCUGGAGGAAGCCGGCCAACAGUUUUGUUACCUGGUCAAAGAAGAGAACGAGGCUUUGACAUUGUCGCCGUUCGCACAAAGGAAUCCCGUUGCCUGGAAAAAAGCUGCAACCGGGGUAAGGGAAAUGUGCGACGUCUGCCUUACCACCAUAUUCAAUUACCACUGGGCUUGUAACAAAUGCGGUUUUGGAGUUUGCAUCGGCUGCGUUCGGUCUCGUGUCAACGGCACGGCAAGGCCAGUCGAUACGGCUUCGAUGAGCAAAAAGGACCUUCGGGAAAGGGACGCUUACAUGUGGAUAACGUGCUGGAACCGACAAAACCACGACAUUGAAAAGCUCAUGUUGACCCAAAUCGUGGCCGGAGACUCUUUGAACUUGGUGUGUGCAAGCAUGCACGAAGUUUGCAUGGCGUUCGACAUCAAAUUGGAAUGCGGUUGUCCGACCCACGAAGUACCCGCCGACGCCGCUCUAAAGAACGGCGUUACUGCCGAUGACGGGUCGGUUGACAAAAUGGAUUUCGCCGAGAAUUCCGAUGCCGGAUGUAGUAAACAACAACCGGUGGAUAGUCCUGCAGAAAAGCCAGUCGCCGGGAGCUCGACCAGUGCAGCAGCAGGUCGGUCUUUCGAAGCACUGAUGCAGCAACCGGAGUCACCGAAAAAAGAGCCUCUCAAGCAUUUCGUCCGGAGACCUAACAAGUAUCUAAACGCCAGGCACGAGAAUAAGUGGCCGGUGCGCACGAUGACGCUAGCAGACAGCCAAAAACUCUAUCCGAACGUUCCUCACACGUGGCUGUGCGAAGGCAAAAUGCUCAGACUACUCGACCCCGAGUGUUCUGACAACUACGGUAUAUUCCAGGAACAAUGGAAAAGGGGACAACCGGUGAUGGUGAGCGACUUGGGAAGAAGACUGGACCCGACACUGUGGAGUCCCGAAUCGUUUUCGCGGGACUUUGGCAGUACCAAAAACGAUCUCAUCGAUUGCUCCACUGGCGACGUAGUAACCAAAAAAGGGAUGAAAACUUUCUGGGACGGUUUCGAGGACUGUAGCAGACGGUUGGCGGACAGCUCCGGCAAAAAGAUGUUGCUGAAACUCAAAGAUUGGCCGGGCACGGCGGACUUUUCUGAAACGUUACCCACACGGUUCAACAACUUGAUGGAAGCACUGCCGCUGCAGGACUACUGUCACCGCGAUGGUAUACUAAAUUUGGCGUCAAGGUUACCGGUGAGUUUCGUGCGACCCGAUCUCGGUCCGAAAAUGUACUCUGCUUACGGCGAUGCCGGUAAACGUGUGAACGGCAAACGGUUGAUGAGCGGCACCAAUCUUCAUUUGGACGUGUCCGAUGCCGUCAACGUUAUGACGUUUGUGGGCAUCACUCGCGACAGCAACAACAAAGGCGACAAAAUCCAAGAAGAGCACGAUUGGCACGUCAAAGAAGGGUACCGUGCGAUCGACGAAGCCGAUUGCGACAUGGCCAGCAGGCGACGGGCCCGCGAACCGAGAGAAAUGCCCGGGGCGGUGUGGCACAUUUACCACGCUGACGACGCGGACGCCAUACGUGACCUUUUGAACAAAGUGAGCGCCGAAAAAGGCAAACCGCCCGAACCCAACCACGAUCCUAUACACGACCAAUCGUCGUAUCUGGACGCCGAUCUCAGGGCAAGGUUGUACAACGAGUACGGUGUCGAGGGUUACGCCGUGGUGCAGUGUCUUGGCGAUGCCAUAUUUGUCCCGGCCGGGGCACCUCAUCAGGUGAGAAACUUGCAUAAUUGCAUCAAAGUGGCCGAAGAUUUCGUGUCGCCCGAACACGUGGUCGAGUGUGUCCGUUUGACAGACGAGUUUCGCGAACUGUCCAAGAGUCACACCAACCACGAGGACAAACUCCAGAUCAAGAACAUCAUGUAUCACUCCAUCAAAGACGCGGUGGCGGUUCUGCUGCGCCAGCAAAAGACGGAAAAUUAACGAUAUUAGGUUUUAAUGUUAUUAUUAUUACAUUUAUUAUUAUUAAUACUAUAUAAAAAAAUAUUUUUAAAAAACUUUGUCACGCUUAACUUGACUUGUACUUAUAUUUGACCAGACAAACAAAUACCAGACGUCCAUCCCCUUCUCUUGUAGCUAAAAAAAAAAAAAAAAAUCAAUCCAACAAAAUAGAAUAAUAGACUUUUUUUUUUUUUUGUUAUUAUUUUAUUUAAAUAAUUAUGUAUUGUUUACGAUUACUCUACGACGGUGCUUAUUUGAGCAUAAGGACUAUAAAGUUAAUUUUAUUUUUUAAUAAGACGGAUGUAUUUUUUUUCUCUUUGUUUAAGAUUAAUUUUUUUCAUUGUGAUAUCGUGUAACCUGGUUUACACAUCUAGACUUUUAAGUUUAUUUUAUUUUUUUUUUAACCGCCGUGUUUAAAAAAAACCAAUGUAAAUUAUUUAACAAUUAUUAUUUCAUUGUUGUUACUUUUUAUAUAGUAUCCAUUGAACAUUCUAUAAAUAUUUAUUAAUAUUAUAUAGAUUCAUGUAAAUAAAUAUUAUAGCAUAUAAUAAUAACAAUGAUACAGUACAAUUUACAACGAAUGUCGAUUUUAUUAUAUUAUACAUACGUAUUAUAUUUUUUUUACGUUAUGAUUUUAUUUUAUUUUACACUAAAAUGCGCGGCCAUUUUUUUCUUCGUUUACAUAGAACGACAGUUACCAAUCAGUUUUAUGAUUCCCCCUCUCCCCUCCCCCCCCCUUUACUGGUAUUGUUGUGACAAAUUUGUAAAAUUUAAAAAAGUAGAUAUAUAUUAUAUACAAAUAUAUAGGUUUAGUUUAUUAACUAUUAGGAUAAGUAUAGUAUAGUUUCCGGGCAAUAUACUUGGAAUUCCACAUGGCCGUUUAAUCUUUAAACGGUUCAAAACAGUACCCGUUUUAUUAUUAAUUAUUGUUAAAUUGAACAUCAUUUUUUCCUCAUACAUUUUGUCAUUAAAUUCAAUCUCGUGUUCAGUAGCAAAAAAUGAUAAACAAAUGAGUAUUUUCCUUAAAUUAAUGAUAUUAUUAUUAUUACUAUUAACACGAUGUUUAAAAUAAUAUAAUAAUUGUGUAUAAUAAUUAAUUAUCUCUACAAAAACGAUAAUGCUGUACCUACGACGUAAAUGGUUUGGUUAUUACCACAACAUUUUGUUGCUCGAUACAUUUUUUCCCUUAGAUUCUAUUAUUGGUUGUGUUCAUUGUUUACAAGUUGUUAAAAACUCAUAAUAUGUGAUGCGGAAAGCCAAAAGAAGGGUUCGGUUGUCGGCAAAAUUUCAAAAAAUUAUGUAUGUCAAUGUUAUUUUCUAAAUUUUCUUGAUUGAGUUUUCAACAAUUCGUGAGACCGGGUACACAUUUUUGGCUAAAAAAAACUUAACUAAGGUUAUUACACGUAGAAGUUUGCCAUAAAAACUUCUUGUCGACAAGAGUUGUCGCUUUUUGCUUGCCGCAUCAUAUAAUAUUAAGAACGUUGGUUGUUCGUGAUAUUAUAAUAAUAGUAAAAAAAAACAAUUGGCAAAGUGUGAACAAAACCGUUAAGAUUUUGAGAUUGAUAUACUUACAGGGUAUAAUGUCGUUAUUUAUUUACCACCGUGAGAACUUAGGUUACGACAGAUAAGGAACCCGCGAGAACCGUUGUAAGGGAAACAUAAUAUUAUGGAAGCUUGCUUUUGUUUUUUUUUUUUUAUCUUCGAUUCGAUUUAACUAAUUCAUAAUAAUUGUAGUUCGAUUUGUGUCCAUAUAUAUAUAUGGACUACGGUCACUAAUUUGUAUCUCUUGUUUGUUUUUUUUUUUUUUAACGUCCACCGCUGAUUGCCCUGUGAUUACAAUUUUAAAAAUACAUUAUUAUAUUAUAUUACUAUAAUAAUUAUUAACGAUAAUUUUUACUUGUAAGUAUUUUUAAUUAUAAAUGUAUAACGACCAUAUUUACCAUCCACUCGUCGAAUAAUAUUGUAUAACAUAGGUAGUAGGUUUAUAAUAAUAAUAUAUAUACAUAUAUACCUAUAUAUAUCUAGUUUUUUCUGUAAUUUUUAUUAUUUCUUAUCGAGAUUAAGAUUGAUGUGAUGUGGAUUUGAGAAUAUAAUAACAUAAUAUACUAUUGUUAUUAUGUUUACCAAUGUUCUCGGAUCAGUAUUUAGGUGUACAUGUUUUGGAGUGAUAAUAAUAUUAAUUAGUCUUUGUUUUAUUAAACAUUUUUUGCCCACACUCGCUCUGUGUGUCGACGACCAUUUAUAUUUUGUAAAGUGUACUUUAAAAUAAUUUCCGGGAUCUUAUGAAUUUUAUCAAAAACUAUAGUAGUGCUGGUUAUUUAUGUAUUAUUAAGAAGUACUUACCUGUAUUGAAAAAAAUACUACAGUAAAUUGUUGACGCGAGUCAAACUAUCGAUACGGCUUGUUGUCACCAUUGCGUUUUCGUACAACACAAUAUUAUGCAUCCCAUAAUAACGAUAUAAUCGUAUAUAUAUAUAUAUAUUUAAAUUAAAGAUAAUCCUAUUGUAUACACUUAUAACAAUAUAUAUUGUAUAAUAUUUAAACGAAAAAAUGUACACUAUUGUACGUUUUUGGUGUGCUUUCUGGACAAUACUUUCCAGCUUUCAAUGUCGUUUGGUAAAUAA
Molecule: messenger RNA, 8756 nt
Organism: Adelges cooleyi (spruce gall adelgid)
Lineage: Eukaryota; Metazoa; Arthropoda; Insecta; Hemiptera; Adelgidae
Exons: 15
Coding region: 799-6114 (1771 amino acids)
Biological process (GO): regulation of transcription by RNA polymerase II
Cellular component (GO): chromatin; histone deacetylase complex
Molecular function (GO): chromatin DNA binding; histone H3K9 demethylase activity; transcription coregulator activity
Source: RefSeq, a predicted model, not a curated record